This is a messenger RNA of Lactuca saligna, 1581 nucleotides long. Lineage: Eukaryota; Viridiplantae; Streptophyta; Magnoliopsida; Asterales; Asteraceae. The record is from the annotation of a GenBank genome assembly.
AUGUUUCCGCCACGUCAGCAACCAAAGUCGGGGGUCCUCCACACAUCUCUAACUCUUGUUCCAGGUGAAGCAUGCGGAUCUCCCAACAUUCAAGAACGUGGCUCAAAUUCAGACCAAAUCCGUGAUUCACCAACCGAAAGUGCAAGUUCCCGUGAAACCUGGCCCACACCCGACCCAUUAACAAUAUCCAAACCACUAGAAGCCGAACAUUCAGUCAUCCGCCACAUAACUGACAAAAUGUCCCUUAGAGGCAUUUCAAGAGAACGCGUCGAUAUAAUCGCAGAUAGAAUGCAUCAUCUUCCCAAAGAGUAUUUAGACAAGCUAAAAAACGAACUCCGUGGUCUAAUCGAAGGAAUGGGUGGUCAUCAACAUAGAGAAGAAUACAUUUUUCUUCAAAAAAUGGUUUUGAGUUGUGGUGAUUUGACCGAAAAGACCCUCAUUUUAGCUCACCGAGGACAGUUAGAAAUCUUGGUUGCUAUAAAGACUGGAAUCCAAGCUUUCCUUCGUCCAACUGUUAGUCUAUCUCAAGCUUCUUUAAUCGAAAUCUUUUUAUACAAAAGAUGUAGAAACAUCGCGUGUGGAAACCAGAUCCCUGCUGAUAACUGCACGUGUGAGAUCUGUGUGAAAAGAAACGGUUUCUGUAAUCUUUGCAUGUGUGUGAUCUGUAGCAAGUUUGAUUUUGAGGUGAAUACGUGUCGUUGGAUCGGGUGUGAUGUGUGUUCUCAUUGGACGCAUACGGAUUGUGCAAUACAUAAUGCACAAAUUGGGAAUGGUGGGAGUUUGGGGGAGAUGGUUUUUAGGUGUAGGGCGUGUAUGAGGACAUCUGAAUUGUUUGGAUGGGUGAAAGAUGUGUUUCAUCAUUGUGCUCCUUUGUGGGAUCGAGAGGCUUUGGUUAGAGAGCUUGAAUAUGUGAGUAGGAUUUUUCGAGGGAGUGAAGAAGUUAGAGGGAGGAAAUUGUAUUGGAAGUGUGGAGAACUUGUGGAAAAGCUCAAAACUGGGGUAGCAGAACCUGUUGCUUCAAAGGCAAUACUCUCCUUUUUCCAAGAGUUUGACAUAGACCCUCGAAAACACGAAGAAAGUGGCGUGGUAAUGGCCCCACAAGAAGCAUUCAACCGAAUAGCAGACGUGGUCCAAGAAGCCAUUAAAAAAAUGGAAAUGGUGGAAGAAGAAAAAAAAAAAAAGAAGCAACAAGUGGAGGAGCUUGAAAGCAUCGUCAGACUCAAACAGGCUGAGGCCGAGAUGUUUGACCUUAAAGCCGCCGAGGCCCGCCGGGAAGCCGACCGCCUGCAACGGAUCGCACUUGCAAAAGUUGAAAAAUCAGAGGACGAUUACGCCAACAGGUAUUUGAAACAGAGGUUGCAUGAGGCUGAAGCUGAAAAACAGUAUUUAUUUGAGAAGAUGAAGUUGGCGGAAACUUCAUCUAGAGGUGGCGGCAGCAGUGGCAGCGGUGGUGGUGGUGGUGGUGAGCCGUCUCAGAUGAUGAUGUAUAAUAAGAUUCAGGAUUUGCUUAAGAACAUGUACACCGUGCCGACAAAAGGAGACGGGCAAGUGAGUGAUAUACGCUCACGUGGGUCCGUUUGA